CUCAUGGUGCCCAGGCGCCCCGGCUAUGGCACCAUGGGCAAACCCAUUAAACUGCUGGCCAACUGCUUCCAAGUUGAAAUCCCAAAGAUUGAUGUCUACCUCUAUGAGGUGGAUAUCAAACCAGAUAAGUGUCCUCGGAGGGUGAACAGGGAGGUGGUGGACUCAAUGGUGCAGCAUUUUAAAGUGACAAUAUUUGGGGACCGUAGACCGGUUUAUGAUGGGAAGAGAAGCCUCUAUACAGCCAACCCGCUUCCUGUGGCCACUACUGGGGUGGAUUUGGAUGUGACAUUACCAGGAGAAGGUGGAAAAGAUCGUCCCUUCAAAGUGUCAAUAAAGUUUGUUUCUCGGGUGAGCUGGCACUUGCUGCAUGAAGUUUUGACAGGAAGAACCUUGCCUGAGCCUCUGGAACUAGACAAACCUAUCAGCACUAACCCUGUUCAUGCUGUCGAUGUGGUGCUACGACACCUACCCUCCAUGAAGUAUACCCCUGUGGGCCGCUCCUUUUUCUCAGCCCCGGAAGGCUAUGAUCACCCCCUGGGUGGGGGUAGGGAGGUCUGGUUUGGAUUCCAUCAGUCUGUUCGGCCUGCCAUGUGGAAGAUGAUGCUCAAUAUUGAUGUUUCUGCCACUGCCUUCUACAAAGCACAACCUGUAAUUCAGUUUAUGUGUGAAGUUCUUGACAUUCACAAUAUCGAUGAACAACCGAGACCUCUGACUGAUUCCCAUCGCGUAAAAUUCACCAAAGAGAUAAAGGGUCUGAAGGUAGAAGUGACUCACUGUGGAACGAUGAGAAGGAAGUACCGUGUUUGUAACGUAACAAGGCGGCCUGCAAGUCAUCAAACCUUUCCUUUGCAGUUAGAGAACGGCCAGACUGUGGAGAGAACAGUAGCACAGUAUUUCAGAGAGAAAUACAACCUCCAGCUGAAAUACCCUCAUCUUCCUUGCCUACAAGUGGGACAGGAACAGAAACACACCUACCUGCCUUUAGAAGUAUGUAACAUCGUAGCUGGCCAGCGGUGUAUCAAGAAGCUAACAGACAAUCAGACAUCGACUAUGAUAAAGGCCACAGCAAGAUCUGCCCCAGAUAGGCAAGAGGAAAUAAGCAGAUUGGUUAGUUCUUUAAUUAUGGUUCGUGCGAAUUACGAUGCAGAUCCCUUUGUUCAAGAGUUCCAGUUCAAAGUGCGGGACGAGAUGGCCCAUGUCACGGGGCGCGUGCUCCCAGCACCCAUGUUGCAGUACGGAGGACGGAAUCGAACAGUGGCCACCCCGAGCCAUGGGGUAUGGGACAUGCGAGGGAAGCAGUUCCACACCGGUGUCGAGAUCAAAAUGUGGGCUAUAGCUUGCUUUGCAACCCAGAGACAAUGCAGAGAAGAAAUACUGAAGGGUUUCACGGACCAGCUGCGCAAGAUC
Apaloderma vittatum (bar-tailed trogon) is the source of this 1407-nucleotide messenger RNA. Its product is annotated as protein argonaute-3. The record is from RefSeq and is a predicted model, not a curated record. The annotation marks the transcript as partial. Gene Ontology annotation, molecular function: protein binding; RNA binding. NCBI's taxonomy places the organism in Eukaryota, Metazoa, Chordata, Aves, Trogoniformes, Trogonidae. The transcript is spliced from 11 exons.